This is a messenger RNA of Ahaetulla prasina, 2085 nucleotides long. Its product is annotated as lens fiber membrane intrinsic protein-like. Gene Ontology annotation, cellular component: plasma membrane. Bases 8 to 484 code for a protein of 158 amino acids. NCBI's taxonomy places the organism in Eukaryota, Metazoa, Chordata, Lepidosauria, Squamata, Colubridae. The transcript is spliced from 4 exons. The record is from RefSeq and is a predicted model, not a curated record.
CAUAGAAAUGAGUGCCCUGCAUUUCGGUGCUGCGUUUUGUUCCUGCAUCAGCCUCCUGUGCCUGCUCUCUGCCUUGGCCUCAGACUACUGGGUAGCAGAGUCCGAAAUACAUAUGGGUCUAUGGAAAUUGUGUGAUCAUGAAGAAUGUCACCCAUUUGGUGUGAAAGAGGUAUCAGCUUCCAUACAUGCCACCCGAACCUUCAUGUUACUGGGGGUGAUCGCUGGAGUUGUCUCUCUCGGUGGGCUUUGCGUCAUGACUAGGCAACCCAGUCUGGGCAAUAUCUCCAUAAGCCGGAUCACAUGUAUUGCCAGCUUUACUGCAGGCUUCUGCGUCAUGAUUGCUAUGUCCAUUUUCACAGGAAUGACUGGUUCCACCAACUUCUAUGGAUGGUCUUUCGGCUUUGGUUGGGCCUCUUUUCCUUUAUACUUUCUAAUUGGUUAUCUUACUUAUAUGUUGUAUAAGAAUACAACAUCAACAGCAUAGGAGAACUACAACACUGUCUUUGGAGAUGACCAGUGAAGCUGCAUUGGUAACCUGGAGGCAUAGAUCAGAAUUAUUGGCCCUGCACCAAAUUUAUAAGCUGAAGCAUGAAGGCAGAAGAAUUAGUUUAAAUGUAGAAAAACAGCCAUACAUUCCCAGCCCCUCCCCAUCCCAUUUUUCUCUAAAAUAUCCAGGUUGUUUCUUUCUGAAGUCCAUUUGGAUUUGCAAAUGUUAAGAACUUUGGGAGACUUCUGCAAGCAGGUCCCAGAAAGCCUGAAUUCUACUCUUCUCCCUUCUUUCCUGUUCCAGGAAACCAAAGGUGCUUUUUGGUUUAUCUGUGGUCUCCAAGGUCCCCACCAGGGGUCUGCAACCUUAAACACUCAAAGAGCCAUUUGGACCCAUUUCCCACAGAAAAGAAAACACCGGGAGCCACAAAACCUGGGUGGGAGUGGCUAAAUCGACAUCACUCACUCCCAACAGUCAUAUGACCCCCUAGCCAUGCCUACACAGGGCAGAGAACUGGUUGUUAAAAAACACCGGGAACCACAAAACCCUUUUGACAUCUCUCUCUCCCUCCCGCCCGCCCUCUUCCUCUCUUUUUCUGUCUCUCUCUACAUCUCUCUCUCCCCCUUUCUCUGCCCCGGCUGCUUUCCAUCCCCCACCAUCAACUUUACCUUCUCAGGGCAGUCAAGGAGUGACUGGGAGGGGAGGGUGAGGGGCGGGGUCAACCAGUGGUGGGAUCACCUGACAGGGACCCCCAGUAGUGGGCCCAAAGAGCUGCAUGCGGGUCUAGAGCCACAGGUUGCUGACACCCAGUCCACAGCUAUUUGCACUAUCCAGGUGACCCAGAGGGCACAGAUAAACCUCCAAGUGGCCUCCACGACUUUUAGAAACCAGAUGACCGCAAGGCAUAUAAAUCCUUUCCCUCCUCCACCAUUCAAUCAGAACUGAAGAAGCAUCCUGGAUGAGAAGUGAAACAUCUUCAAGGAGGAAAAAAAGUCCAAUUGCCUUUUGUAAAAGGAACUUUUGGGCUAUCCCUGAUCUGGAUGACUGAGAAUCUCCAUAGAUUCUGUCAGGAAAGUUGAUUUCCAUUCUGCCCAAGGGAAAAAAAUAAAAUAAAAUUAAUUUUCUUCCUGCCAAAACAAAAUGGGAUGGGAUUGUCCCUGGCAUCCCUUCCUUCCUCUGAUGGGGAUCAAGAAUUCUCUGGAUAAAAAUCCCCAACUUCACCUUCAUUGCAUCUCAGACUUCCCCCUUUUCCAUAUCGUACCUUUAAAAUUUUAUUUUCUAGAAAUCAGAGUUUUUGCAUUUUAGGAUAAGGAACUCUAAAGAAUUGUAUUACUCGUGGCAUACGCUCUCAGGCUUUGGCAUUUUAUAAUUGUAUCUUAUAAAUCACCUGUUCUUCAGCAUCAUAUCUGCAUAAUCACCUGUUCUUAUGUCACCUGUUCUUCAACAGAGUCUUUAGGUCUGAAAGUAUUUGGAGGGGAAAAUGAUAUUUCCAAUUCAGUUGAAUUUAUGCAAUUUGAACUGCUUUCAACAAUGGCUUUUGUAUCAAUGAGUGAACUUUUUAUCUCUAAACAUGUACAAAAUAUAUUCUCCAAUAAAAA